Pneumocystis murina B123 is the source of this 1245-nucleotide messenger RNA. RefSeq lists its product as hypothetical. The transcript has 10 exons. The coding region runs from base 1 to 1245 and encodes 414 amino acids. Gene Ontology annotation, cellular component: nucleus; delta DNA polymerase complex. Gene Ontology annotation, biological process: DNA strand elongation involved in DNA replication; DNA synthesis involved in UV-damage excision repair; nucleotide-excision repair, DNA gap filling. The record is from RefSeq and is a predicted model, not a curated record. NCBI's taxonomy places the organism in Eukaryota, Fungi, Ascomycota, Pneumocystomycetes, Pneumocystales, Pneumocystaceae. Gene Ontology annotation, molecular function: DNA-directed DNA polymerase activity.
AUGGAACAAUAUCUAGAUAAACUUGAAACAUGGAUUCAAUCUGAGCAAAAAGUGAUAACAUAUCGUUUCCUUAGCAGAUAUAUGGGAAUUCAUGUUGAAGAUUCAAAACAAAUACUUUUUGAUUAUCAUAAAAAGUGCCAAGAAAGUGGCAAAAAGUGCCAUGCAAUUUACAUGAUAUCAGGGUAUAUGAAUGAAAGUAUUGUGAAUUCUGGGUUGGAUCGUUCUGAAAAGGUGGAAUCAUUACCUAGUAACUCUCAAGAUGAAAGUCGUAUAUGUUUGGAAUCAUCUACGGCAAAAAUGAAGGUUUUUUUUUUAGUAAAGGAAGAAGAUAUAGAAUAUAUAAAGAAAAAAUUUGAUGAAAUCACGUCAAUACAUGUUUAUUCACUUGAACUUGAUUUAUGUAAGGAUAGUUCUACCCUUUCAGACGCCUUUUUUGAUUCAUAUAAUUGCAUUAAAUAUGAUGAAAUUUUGUCUCCAGAAGAAAUGUCUAAAAAGUAUGGAAUUAUUCAUCAUAUGAAUGUGAAAGUAUUUCCUGCGGGUUUUCAGGCAUCAAAUAUAGAUAUUUCAUCUUCCAAAACUACAGGGAUUUUAUCUGAGAUAAAUUCUUCUCAAACUAUCAAUGCAUCUUCAGAUUCUAAGGAGAAGACACAGACGUCAAUGAUUCGUAGCUUUUUUGAUUGCUCGGGUCAUGGAACAAAAUCCACUCUUAAAUCAAAUAAAAACCCCCCUAAACCUAUUAAAAGAAAGUCGAGCUUUAUGGAUUCAUUUCUUAAUUUGGGUUCUAAUACAGAGUCGAAGCCUAGUUCUAUUUGUUCUUCAAAUUCUGUUCUUCCUGUAAAAAGUCUUUCAAAUCUUGAAAACAAAGAAAGUGAAGAGCUUAUUGUCAGAAGACAACAAGAAAUUAAUUUAUUGAUGGCAAUGAUGGAAAAUCAAGAAAAAGAUGAUACAAACAAGAGCAAAGAAAGUGUAUCAAAAGCUUAUAAUGUUGAUCCUAUUGUAAAAAAUGAGCAAGUAAAUUUAGAUAAAAAAAGACGAGGAAGAAGAAAAGUUUUAAAAAAAGUAACAAGUUGUGAUAAAAAGGGCUAUCUUGUUACAAAAAAUGAAUUUGUAUGGGAAUCUUUUUCAGAAGAUGAAACAGCAAUCCCUAUAAAAACAAAAUCAGAUACUGAAUUUAAAGAGGGACCAGAAAAAAAUAAUCCAAAAACAGGUGAAACAAAAAUUACUUUGUUUUUUUCGAAAAAAUGA